Messenger RNA from Gaeumannomyces tritici R3-111a-1, 2056 nucleotides. RefSeq lists its product as hypothetical. The coding region runs from base 110 to 940 and encodes 276 amino acids. The transcript has a single exon. Lineage: Eukaryota; Fungi; Ascomycota; Sordariomycetes; Magnaporthales; Magnaporthaceae. The record is from RefSeq and is a predicted model, not a curated record.
CCUCACUGGAUCAGACGCCGUCACGUGACACCCCUCCUUCCCUCCCCCUCCAUCGCAUCCACGAUCUCCACUUCCCCUCUGCUCGCCAACCGGAAUCAGCUGAGAGCCCAUGUCUCAGCCCGCCUUUUUGUCUCGCCAUGCCUUUGAGGUCAUACGGACGGAAUCAGACGUGUACUUCAAACCUGCACCCAGACGUUGUUGUCCACGACGGUCAAGUCGCCUGUCACCGCCGUCACCUCCGUCACCGCCGUCUUCGCCGUUGGUCACCGUUGGUCUCGGUCACGGGCGGGACGGGGCUGUCUGCUGGCCAGCUCAGAGGCUCCUGUCCGAGAUCGGACGGCGACCGCUGGUGCUGGGCUCAAGGCGCUGUGGUGUGGUGUACAGUAAACGGCUGGGCCAGGAGAGCAAGGGCUCUCCCGGUCACCCGCACCCAUCCGUGCCCCGCAGUCCGAUCGGACCAAGCCCGUCCCUGCAAUCUGGAGCCGAUGUUUACGUCUUCAAUAUUCUAUGCGCAUACAUAUCGUCCGGGGUCGUGGGGGUGCGAGAGGUUGACCACGCCCGACAUGUUGUUUGUUCGGUGCUGUAUGCUGCCGGCCGCAACGAGAGGUUGGUCGACAAGCCGCAGUAUCUUGCCUCUCGCCCUCCCGCGCUGUCCAAGCGUUGCUGUCUCUUGUUGACUGGCUGUCGUCCGAACAGCACACGCAGACGGGAAGGGCCACAGCCUUUCCUCCCAACCCCUCACCCACUCGGCACGAUUCCGGUCACGCUAGGCGAGGUCGCACAGGAGCAUGUACAGGUAUCUGCGUGUCAAUGGCCCCUCGUAGUGCGUGCACAAAAACACAAGCGCCGUCGACGGGCUGCUAAUCUGGUGCACAGUGAUCCGCACCUCGGCUCUUUGAGCUGGUCUCCUGAGGUGUCGGGUGCCUGCUGUCUGCUGUAAACGAUUUAGUUUCAUGAUCCACAUCCCCGUCACCCUCACUCCAUAUCCUCCCCUCCCCCGGGGAUUUGCUGCGUCUAGGGCGCUGCGGGCGACAACGACGCCUCACUCGAGCUGCAACCAGCCGCGGUGCCACCCUCCCAUACCGCGGCCUCGUCUGGAGCAGUGGCCCUGCGGUGUGCGUUUGUCUCGCACCUCGGGCUCAGGGGGGGGUCGGCCGCAAGUGCUACACGACAGGCAUGCACAGGGUCCCCCUCCAGGCAGGCGGGUGCACGCAGGUCAAAUCCCUCCCCUCCCGCAUUGCCGUUUUGUGGCAGUGGACAGAUCAUAGGGCCGCCCGCCGCAACGCCCGCGUUGUUGGCCUUGAUGCCCCUUGCGACGUCUUACUACCACCCACCGUGUGUGUGUGCCACCAAGUGCUACCGUGAAACAGCAAACGCGCAUGCAAAAACCAGCCCGUUCUAUUGGGGCCAGCAGAUGCCGCCUCUGCAGCCUCCCAUUCCCCGGACACCGUUUGACCUACCUCCCAGGCCGAAUCCGUCCGGCCAGUUGUCUGCUGAUGGCGUCACGGACCACGCCAUGACUUUCUCUCACCCACAUUCCUCUCUCCCCCUCUCGUGCCGAAUUCAUUCCAUCUCAGCCGAGCCGAGGGCUUCCCCCGGGAAGCACCCACCCGGGACCAAUAUGCCGGAGGUCUCCGGUCGGAGAGGGGGGGCGGGGGCGGGGACCGGGGAAUCUCUCCGGGGGUCGCGAAAACAGGUCCAUGAAUGGGGGUGAUGUUCUGCAUGUCUCGGAAACCCGCCGCGCUUUCUAUCCGAUAUCGAAGGAAGACGAGGGUAAAAGAUUACGCCAUAAAGGAUGGAGCGAGCAGGGAAAGGAUUGAGGUGCAGAUCCCUAAAGCUAUCAGGAGCCCUAGCUAGGAACAAAAAACAUAACGGCACACUCUACAGGUUGUUACAUACAUAUUUAGAGCUAGCUGGACCAGGUGAGAUAUUCACGACGUGUCACUGGCUCGAACGGAGCCGUGACAGAAUGAAAUGAGUGGCAUGCUGCAUGCCGAACCAGAAGAAUGCCCCGAAAAGAGGAGACCCCCAAGGCGACCCGCCACCCUUUUUCAAU